CGUUGAGAUUUCAAAGCUUCUCUUCAGAUAAGACUUUCAGGCUGCAACGCUCUCUUUUUUUGGAAAGUGACAAAUCUGUCAGAAUAAAGUGGCUACCCCUCCCUGACAGCUCGAUCUGGACUGCACGUGCCGUAAAAGUGGGAAUACUCGUCCAUUCAAAAUUUAGGGGCGACUGGUUUAACCUCGGAUUAACGAGUGACGGCUGGUUUGACCGCAGUGGGGACCCUGGAGGAAGUUGACACCGGGAGAGGGAUGCUCGGUGCGGUCAGAUAGGAUGAUUGACGACGAAUGAAUGGCUAGUUGAGCUGAUGAAGCAACUCAUCACAGCAAAAGCUGUAAGGUGUCUUAUAUUUAGAGGUAUGAGCUAUCAUACACAGUAUCAUUCGCAGCAACCAAGCAAACCCUUCAUCUUAAGGUUAGGUCAGGAAAUGAACGAACUUCCUCUCAUCUAAAAAUUGGUUACCUCGGUAAACAGACACCAGUGAGUGGUUGACGCGCCCACAACAACAAAAAGUCAAAAAUCAAACUACACUGACGGAAAAGCCCGAGGGACAAUUUUGUGUGCGGAAGUGCGUGUGGAAUAAGGCAAAAGAAGAAACCUGGACUGCAGCAGUUCCUGAAACAACUCUAAAAGCGUAUAGUUUACAGGCCGACUAUAACACUUUCUUUAACAAGUGCUGUCUGAAUUAAAAAUAAGUUUGUAAAUACACAAGUUGUCCCAUGUGAGGUGAGCGGAAGUUUGUACUUCCAGGUGCUUCAGAAUGCCGCGGAGUACGACAGCCAGGGACGUUUCAAGACAACGUUUCGGUCGCUCGUACUCAUCAGAAGACAUAACGUUAGAGCCUACAGACUCUCCUCCUGUGAGUCCCGUGGUGUCCAGCAUGUCUGGGGAGGGACACGGUGGGAGUACGGGAGGGCCGUCCAGCACCCGGGAAGGCCCCAGACUGUCCGUCGUCGUGCUGUCCGCGUUGGGCUCUGCCGCCGCCGUGGCCGCUGUUGGCUGUUUCUGCGCGCUCAUCUACCCCAUACUCAGAGAGCUGCGGGCAGCCAGAGUGAGAGAUCAGGAUGGGACUGAAUUGAGGAUGUUGGGUUUCUGGAGUAUCCUGGUGCUAUCAGUAUUCGUAGGAUGUAUCUGCUGUGUCUUCUCAUGGACUCUCACCUACCUUGACUCGCACCAGCCUGCCAUGGUGUUACCAACACUGACACUGGCCCACUUCAGAGAUGUAUCUGGCCAUGGUUUCCACAUGCGCUAUGGUGUUGCUGUCCUUAAUGGCAUCAUGGCCAUGCUCACGGUCAUCUGGACCCUCACCUGAUACACACUCCCUCAGUAGAAAUGCUGAUGAUGGCAGUGACCAGUCUGUAACAGUGUAAAGGCAUCUGAUUCUCCACUAUGAUCUUCUUUUUUUUAAAGUUUGUAACUGAGGUUUAGUCAUUGUGUCUUUAUAGGACCACCAGACACACAGUUGAGUUGAUCAGUGUCACCAACAGUGUGAAAAUGAUUGUGGUUGUGCAUAAUUACAUUUUCUGAAGUACACUCCAGAUGUUUUGUACCCAAACAAUUACACUGUAAGGGACAAAGCUGGCCCAUUAUGUAGUGAAAUUCUGUCGAGACAGGUGUACAUAUAAGACACCUUGUCCACAGGAUACAUUUCCGCCAUGUGUUUCAGUCAUCUGUCUCAUCUAAGUCAAGUCUUUCUUCUUCCAUUUUACACACAUAAAUAUAGCAAAAAAUGGGUGAGUGUUGACUACGUGAUCUCACCUUAGUGUUCUGUCCUAAGUAUUUUUUGCUCUCACCAAACCAGAGAGGAGUUGGCCAGCUGCCGUCUGCCAACUUUUCACGCUGGCUGAAGACAUUGUGUGUCGUCACUCAUGCAGGACUGAAGCUGCUGCUCCCGACAUGCUGCACUCACUAUGCAGCCUGUGUGGACACUGUUAGCGACAAGAAAUGACCUGAUCUUGUAACUGGACAAUCAAAGUUGAUAUAAUUUACAUAUUUUGUUGUGUGAUGAGGGACUAACAUGUCAUAUUAAUGCCUUAGUUCUGGCUUUAACUUUGGUGGAAGUUUUCAUGUUCAAUACAUAGCUAACAGAAGUAAAAAAAAAAAAAAAAAAAGUCAGUUCAGAUUCAUGUAAAUUUCCACCUCAAGAUACAAAAUAUCCUCCCAGAAGCAUGCAUAUGCCGGCUGUUUGUGAUUCAAGCCCUGCUUACACUUGUACUGUAGUGCUUUUAUACUGUAGUCAAGG
Chelmon rostratus (copperband butterflyfish) is the source of this 2243-nucleotide messenger RNA. It is a transcript of the gene arl6ip6, whose product is annotated as ADP-ribosylation factor-like 6 interacting protein 6. The record is from RefSeq and is a predicted model, not a curated record. Bases 762 to 1313 code for a protein of 183 amino acids. The transcript is spliced from 4 exons. Lineage: Eukaryota; Metazoa; Chordata; Actinopteri; Chaetodontiformes; Chaetodontidae.